AUGUUUUCAAUUAACCCUGACCUGAUCGAGUAUCUUAAUACUAGUGAUAAAGAAUUUCAGGAAACUAAAGCCAAUAGGAGAAGCCGUAAACGUUUAAAUCUUGAAGACCUUUCUGACGCUGAGCGCAAGAAAGAAUUCCGUUUUACUCUUCCAGAGUCGACAAAUCUGAAACUUCCAUUGGGUGGUGGUUAG
Molecule: messenger RNA, 192 nt
Organism: Phycomyces blakesleeanus NRRL 1555(-)
Lineage: Eukaryota; Fungi; Mucoromycota; Mucoromycetes; Mucorales; Phycomycetaceae
Exons: 2
Coding region: 1-192 (63 amino acids)
Source: RefSeq, a predicted model, not a curated record